GAGUGACGCAAGAGCCAUCCUACAAUGCGGGGUAUUUUUCCCUAAUGAAGGUAUAUCGUACUGUACGGUAUGACAGGGAACGGAUCGAAAGCCGCAAGACUUUUUUUUCACUUUUCUACUUUUCUUAUUCAGGAAGCUCAGUGGGUCUACGGAAAAAUCGAAUCAGAAAAUUUCAUCGCCAGUGGACCCGAUGGCCGUAGUGCUAGCCAGAUGAGGCAAAGCGUCACUUUUGGAUCCAGAGGAUCUCCCACUAGCCCUACAGGAGUCCGGUAUUGUACGCGUAUUGUCGGCGGUCACCGCAUCGACUGGAGAAACAGCAUGACGCCACGUGAUGGUGGGAUGACGGCACCGAUGGCAGACGUUGAACUGUGGCAGUUGACAGAGACAAGAGACAUACAUUCUAGAAUACGUACCCCUGAGAGUGGCCAGCCUCAGCAUGAUCUAAUUUGUCCUAGGCAUGGCCUCAGGCAAACAAAGACCACCUGUGACGGUUAUGAGUCAUCUGCGCAGGCGGUCCUCUACAAGCACUACCAGGGUUUAGGCGAUGAUUGUUGAUGCAAAUCGGCUAGAAUAGUCGGCGUACAAAUAAAGAUCGCCUGACUUGGUUUGAUAUGUCAGAGGGCGCGAGACAUACUAUUCAUGUACUCGUAUGUAUUAAUGGCAUUAGAGCCCAGUGGUUUGAUGCCAUUUUGCAUGAUUGCUUAGCCGUGUGGUUCUAUCCUCCACCGCUAUCUUUAUACAAUGCGCUGUACAGAGUAUACCGAGUGUACAGAGGUGAGAUGCUGAGGUACCUUGAUGCCAUGCGUGUAUUGUAUGUACUCGUACACGUACAUUACCGUUACAUACGUUGCCGUGCCUGCUCCAUCGCCCCACUGCCAGUGACAGAUUCUUCUGUCUGGACCGUUGUCAACCG
Molecule: messenger RNA, 913 nt
Organism: Aspergillus ruber CBS 135680
Lineage: Eukaryota; Fungi; Ascomycota; Eurotiomycetes; Eurotiales; Aspergillaceae
Exons: 1
Coding region: 70-555 (161 amino acids)
Source: RefSeq, a predicted model, not a curated record